UGUCAAAGUCAGCAAAAAUGGCGUCUUGCGAAUUAUUGAAAGAACGCUAUUGUUAGUGAAUGCAAAUUUUUCACGAAAAUCAUCAAACUUUUCGUGUUUUCGUGGCCAUUCUGUGAAUUUUUCAAAUCUAUGGUACUUGGUGAAUGAGUUGAAGUGCCCAUUUGAGAUGAUAGUAUUGCAAGAAGUGUGGUAAAAUUGUGUGAAAUGUAAAUCAUGUCGAAUGACAACAGUGAGACAAGUUCAUCAACAAAUCGCAGUAGUCCAACCACCGCUCCAACCAACAAGAGUCGCGGUCCGGGAAGACCAUCCAAGAAACUGCAAAAUUUAACUCCAUGCACAUGGUGUGCUGAGACAAAGAUACCCCUCAAAUACGUGCUGCCCACGCAAAAUGGCAAGAAGGAAUUCUGCUCGGAAGUUUGUAUUACGGAGUUCCGGAAGGCAUACAGCAAGGGUGCUUGCAUCCAAUGUGACAAUGUGAUCAGGGACAAUGCACCUCAUAGGGACUUCUGUUCCACCUUCUGCAUGAAUAAGCAUUCGAAAAAACUGGCAUCAGCCAAUGGAGGUUCCGUCAACAGCAGCUCCAGUCAAUCAACACAUAGCAAUAACAACAAUAUUGAGAACCUCAACGACAGCAACGGUAAUCACGAUGGCCGGUCCAGUCCAAUAGUACAGUCGGGUCCGUUCCAGUUUGAACAAUUGAACGUAUUCCACUGGGAUGAAUACCUAAAGAGAACAGGCAGUGUAGCUGCUCCUCCGGAAUGCUUCAAACAAGCCCCUAGUCCUCCGGUCAAUGACUUCAAGAUGGGCAUGAAGCUAGAGGCUCUGGAUCCCCGUAAUGUCACAUCCACCUGCAUAGCAACAGUUGUGGGCGUUUUGGGGGCACGUUUACGCCUCCGUUUGGAUGGCAGUGAUAACAAAAAUGACUUUUGGCGUCUUGUGGACUCAGAUGAAAUCCAUCCCAUUGGUCAUUGUGAGAAAAAUGGUGGAAUGCUGCAGCCUCCGCUGGGUUUUCGUAUGAAUGCCAGCAGUUGGCCAACAUUUCUCUGUAAGACCCUAAAUGGAGCCACAACAGCGCCCGAGGAGAUUUUUCAGCGUGAUCCACGCACCCCGCGUAGUAAUCUCUUCAAAGUGGGCCAGAAACUUGAGGCCGUAGAUAAGAAGAAUCCCCAGCUCAUCUGUUGCGCCACUGUGGAUGCAGUCAAAGAUGAUCAGAUACAUGUGACCUUCGAUGGAUGGCGAGGAGCUUUUGACUAUUGGUGUCGAUAUGAUUCACGGGAUAUUUUCCCAGUGGGCUGGUGCGCCAAGAGUUGUCAUCCCAUUCAACCGCCAGGGCAGAAGAGUAAAUUUGAUUCAGCAGCCAACAAUAAGUACGCCACCAAGCGCAACACUUUAGGCUACACCGCCGAUUCUGAUACUUUGACGCCCACAAAGCCCGUUACGGUGCAUUUUCACACACGAUGCAAGGGUGGACCCUUCAUCAAUAGCUCACGCUUGCCAUCAAUGGUCACAGCUCCAAGUCACUCGACCCUUGCCAAGCUAUGCCUUCAGGAAAUUCUCGCCGCCAGCACCAACACAUCCCAGAUGUCCCAGUUACUGUUUGCCCUCGAAGGUGAGGUGCACAUUGUUACGGCGGCAGGGAAGAAUUUUACUGUGAAGAUACCCAGUCACUUGCGCAAGAAAGGCAAUACGGCCAUGGCAGAGUUCCUUGAGACUCUCUGCAGUACAGCCAAGAGCUGUAGCAAUUUAAUAACACUGGAACCAGGACCAGAUCACUGUUCCAACUGUGCUCAGCCACCCAAGAGAACGUCAGAGACGGAGAGUAUAGCACCAGGUCCGAUGAGUCCCAAGAGGAAGCGUGUUGCAGAACAAGAAACCGCCACCUCAACCACUACAAAUGACUCACCGAUUCCAUCCUCCUCAACAGGAACAUCGUCGUCGCCUUGUACAGUUGUCAAUCCACAAAAUCCUUUGGGGAGUCCUCAAAUGCCCACAUCUUCACCUAGUGAGUGGACAAUUGAGGAAGUCAUUGAUUAUAUUGCCAUUACAGAUCCAGCUCUAGCCAUUCAUGCAGAUCUCUUUAGGAAACACGAGAUUGAUGGAAAGGCGCUACUUCUACUAAAUUCCGACAUGAUGAUGAAGUACAUGGGAUUGAAGUUAGGACCAGCUUUAAAAAUAUGUAAUUUGGUGACACGAGUCAAGGGUCGACGACCGCUAAGUUUCAAGGAAUAAGUUGGCAAAUAUUUUGAGUGAUGCUGUGGAAAAUAUGCCCCGAUCUGGUAAUGUCAAAAAAAAUCCUACAAAUAUUUUUAACAAUUUUCUCUUUAGAAUUUUAUAUUCACAAAGAUUUUUUUUGUGAUGAAAUUUUGAUUUUAUAAUGUACGCAGAAGAUAUAUCACUGCGUAUAAUUUUAUUCUUUUGUGAUUUUAUUAAUUUUUAAGGAUAUGUAUAUUUUGAAAUAAUGCAUCUUGAAUUUAAAGAAAAAAAAAACAAAAUCCUAAGAUUCUUGUUUAAAACCCAGAAAUAAUAUACGUAAUUUUUAUUUAUAAAUAACAUACAAAAUGGUAUGUAAAGUUAAUGGAAUGGAAGAAAAAUGAAUUUUAUUGUUAUUUUUUAAUGGUUAUUAUUUAGAACCCGAGGAAAUUGCUAAGAAGAUAUUUUCAAACAUAUUUAUUUUUUAUGUUCCUUUGAAUUCCUCAAUCAUUUUAUAGAGAUGGUAAAUUUUUUUUAGUUAGAAAUACAUGAAGUAUGUAAAAGAAAAUCUUUGAAAGAGCACACUUAGAAUUUUCCACUGCAUCACUUGAGUUAUUGCAGAAAGAAGACAGUGUUUCCGGACACUCACCUGAUCGCUCUUUUCGGGAAUGAUGCAUAACAAUAAACAAAAAAAUUCUAUAAAUUAGAUUUACUGCGUUAUGAUCACACAGAAAUGGCAAUAGUAAAAAAAAAUCCCCUCAUAUAAUCACAACAGAUAAAUUUGUAAUUACACCACAAAAUAAAAAAAAACAUAUUGAAUUGAGUCGAUUUAUGUCGAGAGCAACAAAAAAAAAAUAGUUUGUGCAUUGUAUUUGUAUUUCCUUGCGAUAUAUUCGAAGGUCUAUUGUUAAAUUUCAUGAAGAAUUUAAAUAAGAAUAUACUUUGUUAUUGAAUUACACCCCUCAAAAAAAAAAACAAUAAUAACAAGAAAUCGUAGCACUUGGUAAUGUUUUUUUUUCUUGGUGGAGUUCAAUCCGUCAAAGAGUUAGAUAGCAAGCAAAAAUCAAAUUGUGUUUUGCCUCAACAUCACGCAAUUUUUUUCAUCAAUAAAGUGAAAAUUUUAAUGAUAAAAUGCAUGCUGUACUUUUUUGUGUAUCAUAUCUACAACUCCUAUAUAAGAAUAUAUAAAUAUAUUUUAAGGAAAGAGACAAUUUGGACAGUGCAGAAUGUAAAUAUAGAAAUUUUGAGAAAUUAUAUAUUAUCACAUCAAUAAAUUCAGAGAAUUACUGAAA
Phlebotomus papatasi is the source of this 3482-nucleotide messenger RNA. RefSeq names its product polycomb protein Scm (gene Scm). Gene Ontology annotation, cellular component: nucleus. NCBI's taxonomy places the organism in Eukaryota, Metazoa, Arthropoda, Insecta, Diptera, Psychodidae. The record is from RefSeq and is a predicted model, not a curated record. Gene Ontology annotation, molecular function: zinc ion binding; protein binding. The coding region runs from base 214 to 2229 and encodes 671 amino acids. Gene Ontology annotation, biological process: regulation of DNA-templated transcription. The transcript has 4 exons.